AUGGUCGCGGGGCAUGCCUCCAAAUCUGUCGUGAUCCCGAACACUCACCCUCUCAUAUACUAUCACGGCCGUUGGGACAAGUCUCCAGGGACGUGGUGGGCUGGGUCUGGGUUCAAGCUCAACGUCCAGAAUCUCUCUUCUCUGACUUUGAACCUUGGUUCUCAUACGACCACGCCUCUCGUCACCGUCGGCGUCUCGCUGGACUACGAGCCGUUCUACACUGUUAAUGUCUCCGCCGGCACCAACCCCAUCCCCCUCACUCAGUCGAGUGCACAGGCCCAAAAAUCAUCGCACACUGUCGUCAGGAUUAAUGCUGUAGGCUGGCAGGACAACCGUGUCAACCUCGACUCUAUCACCCUCAACUCUGGCGCGACUCUUCUUCCGUACAAGCCCUCGAAGCUCGCAUUCCAGUACAUCGGCGACUCGCUCUCAGCCGGCCAAUAUCUCCCGCAAGGUGUCGACCAGGCAUGGCCGUUUUUAACCGGCGAGUUCUUCAAGGCCGAGCACGUCGUCAUUGCACAGCCCGGCGCAGCGCUCAGCGACAUCCUGUCCUACGGGAACGUGCACGGAUUGUCGUACCAGUUCUUCAAGACGGAGGACGAUGGGUUCUUUUAUACGACGGACCACAACUACACGACGCCGUGGGACUUCAGACGCGACGUGCCUGCUGCGACGCACGUCGUGAUCCACAUAGGUGCCAAUGAUUCAGCGCAGAACGUGACCGGCGAUGCAUUUGUGGACGUAUACCUGAAGUUCCUGGCUCGGCUACGCACGAUCUACGAGCACCAGCCGAUUCUGGUCUUCACUCCCUGGGGCUGGCCUUCGGCUGACGGACCCAACAGCUACUAUUACGACGGCAGAUAUAGCGAGAUCGUCGACCAACGCAAAACCCUCGGAGACCACAACGUCUUCCUGGUGAACACGACCGGGUGGGUCACAUACGAGGACGUCUUCCCAGAUAAUCUCCACCCGAGCGUCGCUGGGCACGUCAAGAUCGCGGGCCUGUUCGAGAGAUGGCUCGGAGAAUGGGGGCUAGAGCCGCAAGGCGCGUGGGCGACGCCUGCUUAG
Molecule: messenger RNA, 1068 nt
Organism: Heterobasidion irregulare TC 32-1
Lineage: Eukaryota; Fungi; Basidiomycota; Agaricomycetes; Russulales; Bondarzewiaceae
Exons: 11
Coding region: 1-1068 (355 amino acids)
Source: RefSeq, a predicted model, not a curated record